This is a messenger RNA of Neohortaea acidophila, 2576 nucleotides long. RefSeq lists its product as uncharacterized. The transcript is spliced from 2 exons. The coding region runs from base 147 to 2255 and encodes 702 amino acids. The record is from RefSeq and is a predicted model, not a curated record. NCBI's taxonomy places the organism in Eukaryota, Fungi, Ascomycota, Dothideomycetes, Mycosphaerellales, Teratosphaeriaceae.
GUGGAGUAUCGCGGCACGUGGUGGUGGCGGUAUGCAGGGUCCACCUACUUUCCAAAUUCGUCGACUUCAUCUUUUCUCCAACCACGUCCAUACAAUCUGUUCAAGGCGAGCCGUUCACGUUCGCACCACACAUGGGCGGAUAAGUUAUGGCGCAGCAACCUGCCGUGAUCUUCAUCGCGAGACACGGUCCCCGCCUCGACGCCGCCGACUCCACAUGGCACUUGGCAACACCUACGCCAUACGAUCCUCCCAUCACCUACGGCGGUUGGAAUCAGUCUCGUGCUCUGGGAACGCGCAUAGCCAGCCUCUUACACGCACGAGAGCAGGAGGUGGAGCAAUCAAACAACCAUGACAACAGCAACAGCGAGGAGCGAGGAAGACCCGCAAAGCGCAGAAGACUACGACACAAAGUCGUCAUUCACACCUCUCCUUUCCUACGAUGUCUGCAGACCAGCAUCGCCAUCGCGGCCGGCAUGGCGCAGUACAACCCCUCCAUCGAACUCAGCAACGAGCAGAAGCGGCCUAACUCUGCUUCCCCGAGAAUGCGUAGCGCGGAGGGCAGUGGUGGUAGCCCACGCUCUCUCUCCGCUAUACCCGGUCCUAAGCACGAUCUGGUGCACGCCGUUGCACGGAAGGCUCUGCAUGAGCAUAAGAGGUAUCGGAAGGCGAAGCUGCGCGUUGACGCCUUUCUCGGCGAGUGGUUGAACAAGCAGUACUACGAAGGCAUUACCGCGCCUCCGCCGAGCCCCAUGAUGCUUGCCACAGCCAAAGCGGAGCUACUCGAGAACGAAAGCGUGCAAAUCUUCCGCCCGACAAUCGUCACCAAGAACUCCACCGACAGCAAUUCUCUCUGGGGCGGGGGGAACGCGAGUGGUGGAAGCAGCGGGCGAUUAAGUCCGCUAGACGACUGGAGUCCCGUGGAAGACGCUAUCCCGCCCUCGCCCCCUCGCUCUCGCGCCAAUUCGCAAAACAGCCCAAUUGGAAUGGAGAGCGGGCGUCGCUCGCCUUUUCGUCCUGGCUCGCCUUUGCUGCCGCUUGCGUCUUUGGUGCCGAAGCAGGAGCCGUCAAUUUAUCGACCGCCGACGCCGCAGUAUGCUGUUUCGGCGUCGCAUUUGAUUCCGAGGGGAUAUGUGGUGCAUGCGCGGAAUGCUUGUACUAAUGUGGAUUAUUCAUGGGAUAGUAGUCGGCCUCCGCAGAGCUGGGGCGAUGGAGGGGAGUUUGGGGAGGAGUGGUCGCAUAUGCAUAAGCGGAUUCGGAAAGGUCUCACCUCUUUGGUGGAGUGGUAUAGUCAUGGGGGAGGAGUGAACGAGGAAGCCGACGAUGCGAUCGAAUUCGAGAAGCUGGACGGGCAAACUGGAGAAGACGAACGACAGGAGGAUCUAGUCGUCAUCCUCGUCACGCAUGGUGCAGGCUGCAACGCGCUUAUGGGCGCUCUCACAGGCCAACCGGUUCUACUCGACGUCGGCAUGGCAAGUCUCACCAUGGCCGUGAGGAAGCACGAUGCGCCCCAGACGAACGCCACUGCCCCGAACUUGCAACGCCGCGGAAGUGUGGAUACGGGUUUGAGCACGAUCUACGAAAUGAAAAUGGUCGCAUCCACAGAGCACCUACGCCCCGGCGCAGAGCUGAAGCGCGCAGCUUCGCCGGCCGGCAGAUCGGAGAUCACGACUCGCGAUGUCCUGCCGAGAUUCCAGGAGCGCUUGACUGCUCGCAGCAAUACGAACUCAUCUCUGGGCACGAUUCGGCGGCCCUCGGCUGUCAGUAUACCGUCUGCGGCGAAGCUCAACAAUAGCGGCAAGGGCGGUGAGAGUGAUGGCAACCGGUCUCAAUCCCAGCCUAUGACUUUGGGCUUGUGGACUCCGCCUGCUUCCCGCUCGCCAGGCUUACAGCCUCAAACUGCCGUUCAAGAACAGAAGCGCGCAUCUGUCGAUUCCGGCGAAAGUGUCAAGCUCGACAACAGCAACAGCGCCCCGACGUCCCAACCGCGCUCUCCUCCGCCCAACGAAUCGGAUAAUACCAGUGCCGCCAGACAGUCUCACAACAACAUCGCCUCAUACGACGGCGCAUCUGAUGACUCGAACGACGGGAGUCCAACCGCCGGAAUGAAAGAAAGCGACGACGUGCUUAGCAACAUCCCGCCUGAGCUUAGUAGGCGUUUGAGCCAGCAGGGGCUUUGGGGUAGUCGGCCUAGUGGCGCGCACGUGGAGAGAAGGGUCAGGCAGCCGAAGAGGAGGUGGACCGUAGAGCAGGAUUGAGCUUCUAUUUCUGCAUGCCUUGGUCUCGGCCUGCGUGCCGUGCUGCCUCGAAUCGCAGAAUUGACAGGAUGGUGUGGUUUCAGCAGUUGCCUUCGGACUUCCAUUCUCGAAGGCCUGCUUUGAAGUCAUUCACUUCUACCAUAUUUAGCCCUCCUUCUUAAUCCUCUCCCUCGCCCUCAUCAACGCUUUCCCCAAUGCAUUCUCACCCCAUUCGUCGAUAUGAUCCAGCGCAUCGUCCGAGUUGAACUACACCACAACGCAAUCAGCCAAACCCAUCCCAACAAUCAAAGAGCACAAAAAUAGCAAGACAAGCAACGAAAA